Messenger RNA from Mytilus trossulus (common blue mussel), 2046 nucleotides. Its product is annotated as C-type lectin domain family 4 member E-like. The transcript has 4 exons. The coding region runs from base 333 to 1046 and encodes 237 amino acids. Gene Ontology annotation, molecular function: signaling receptor activity. The record is from RefSeq and is a predicted model, not a curated record. Lineage: Eukaryota; Metazoa; Mollusca; Bivalvia; Mytilida; Mytilidae.
CUUUAAAUUCGUAUCGGUUAAUUAGUUGAUAAAUAAUACAUAUCUAUUUAGAUUGUCAUAUAUUAACAGAUUUAAUUGUGGACAUUAUUUGUUUAACAGUAAUUGAAAUAUUUCACUAUUACUGGAGUCAGUACCUGGUAAUGACCUAUUAUUCAUUUCGCAUAUGAUGGGAUAAAACACAGGUUGGACGGACUGGAACUUUUAUGUUGUCGUUUCAACCGUUUGCAGCAAUUGUUAAUGGAAUACUAUAGAUAAAAAAAAAACAUUUGUUUAAAAUGUUUUGGACUUAUCCAACAUCAUACAUUACCUGAAAAAGUGAUUUGAUUGAUAGGAUGUUACUUCUGUCAUUGGUACUAUUGACAAUAAAUUCAAUACCUAAUGACGCUAACAUGGGAAUGACAUUUCAGUUAAUACCCGACAUUUCAAUUCUACUGUCCUCGCAAUCGUCCACAUUCAUAUGCCAAAAGGAAAGUAAUCAACGAUAUGACUGUUUUCUACAAUGUUUUAAUUUACCCGAAUGUCUAAGUGUACUAACCACACAUGGAAGUUGUUACUGUAAUACAGAUCUGACACCAAACAGCACCUACCAUCAGAGUCAUACACAGAUCUACGUCAAAAGACCUGCAAAUGAAUGCAUGGGACAUGGAUACAUAUACCAUAAAGGUUUAUGUCUUAGAAAAAGUACAACAGAUAUGUCUUGGUUCGAUGCUUUGAAUGACUGUGCCAGUUUUGGAGGCCAUCUUAUUGUACUUGAUUCGUUAACGAAACACACAACUGUAGUGGACAUAUUAAAUACAUAUUAUCAUCUUCCACAAUUUGAUGACGCUUACUAUGUUGGUGCUUCAGACAUUUCUGAAGAAGGAAACUGGAAGUGGAUUUCCCCAAAUUCUUUAGAUUUUAUGACUUUUAGGACUAGUCAACCAAAUAAUAUUGACAUUCAUCAUCCUGGUUUAGAUGCUGAUUGUGCUGCUUUAAGAGUCACUAAAAGGGCAUUAGUCGACGAGUGCUGUUUACAAAGAAAGUCAUACAUUUGCGAAAUAAAUUGAUAAUCUGAAUCUGUUAAGUCAAAUAUAAGGAUGUCUUAUUGCAUAAAAUCGGGAGCCCUUCCUUAAAAAAAUUAAAGCUUAUCCAUGUAGAAGAAAUAAAAAGAAAUGUGAAUGAAGCCCGUAAAGUAAAUAUGAACGAUAGAAACAUAUUAAAUUAGAUAUGUUAACGUUAUACGAUGGAGCAGCAGGCAUGUUACUGCUGAAAAAUGGGAAGUUGACAGCAUCAAAUUUCUUGUGUAAAGUCUGUGUCAAUAUCGAUGAACAAAAAUAUGAUGCAGACCUUUUAUUUUCGAUAGUAUCCUUUAUAUCAAUUGCACUAUGACAUAUGAGAUGAAAAUCUUCAAUGAAAUGUUGGUUAUGUAGUCACAGAGAAUCAUCAACUUAUCUGAAAGUGAUAUUUCAGUUUUUGACGAGAUGCUUUAUCUUUUUGUCUUUGGGAAGGUUCUGUGUCAACUUUCCUUCGCAUGAGAACAAAAACAAGUCGGCAAGUAGUGGAACACCAUUUGUACCUACUAGUAUUUGAAUUCAGAAUCCCGUGAACACGUUCUUCAUCGUAUAUUUUGAAUACGCUUCUGAAUGCUUGACUGAACAGUUUUGAGGCGUUUAGAUAAAAUGUUUCGGAUCAUCGUGCUUGCGUUUGGACAUUAUCUGUCCUAGUUCUCAACUCAAUACCUCAUUGACUUGAAGUUUUGUUUCAGUUGCUGAACUGCAGACCUCGAUAUAUCGAGCCUUUGUCAAGUGUAUAUAUAGAAAGUUGACGUACCAGGGGUAUGGCAAAGAACGUCUAGUUUUUUUUCUAAAACAAAUCAUCAGAAGGUACCAAGACCUUGAUGAUACACAUUCUAUAUCAACUUCACAAAUACUACACGAUGGUCUUGAAGUAUAGAUUCUGGUAACUGACUUUGUUUAUCAUCUUAAUAGCGUGUGUUGGUAUUCUUUUGCUUGUCUUUUUAAAUAUUACUUUAACUGUUUAGUCUACUUUUGAUUAUAUCUAUUUGAA